This is a messenger RNA of Cannabis sativa, 3237 nucleotides long. RefSeq names its product probable methyltransferase PMT27. The transcript has 8 exons. The coding region runs from base 289 to 2832 and encodes 847 amino acids. The record is from RefSeq and is a predicted model, not a curated record. Gene Ontology annotation, molecular function: methyltransferase activity. Gene Ontology annotation, cellular component: trans-Golgi network; endosome; cytoplasm. NCBI's taxonomy places the organism in Eukaryota, Viridiplantae, Streptophyta, Magnoliopsida, Rosales, Cannabaceae.
UCGUUUUAUAUUACAUACGUAAAUAUCUGUCAAUUUUUAAACCAAAAGAAAAGAAAGAGAAAUAUGGUCUCGUCUCGUGUGUGUAUAAUAAUUUUGGAACAAAUUCCCUAAUCCGACUCCAUUGGAUCAUGUAACAUUCCACCUUGAAUUUGUCCCCAUUCAUCUUCAUCCACAAACAUUUCCCAUAAUCUUCUCUUUAUAUUUUCCAAUCAAUUUCACAUAAUCACAAUCAUCAUCACCAAAACUCUGUUUUUUUCAUUACAUGCAUUGAAAUUACUAAUAACAACAAUGCCAUUACAGAGCAAAUCACGUAGUAACAAGAGGUCAUCAUCAUCGUCCUCUUACGCCUCCACCAUAACAAUGGUGGUCUUCGUAGGACUCUGUUUUCUAGGCGUUUGGAUUCUCACUUCUAAUUCUGUUAUUCCACCACAAGCCACCACUCGCACCGCCACCACUGAUUCCGAAUCGAAUUCCAACUCUGAUUCCGAAGAAGUUCAAUCUAAACCCGAAUCGAAUCUUAAUACAGAAGAAGUUCAAUCAGUGAACAAGCCAGAAACUAUUACUACUACUGCUACUACGACGUCGUUUGAAGAUAAUCCUGGUGAUCUUCCUUAUGAGGCUAUUAAAAACGACGAUCUACCUAAACCAGAUCAGCAAACGACAACUAAGGUAUCUGCAGAAAUAACACAUUUGACUUUGACUGAACCCAACAACAAUGUUACUAAUUCGAAAGUAGAAGAAUUAGAUCAAGAAAAGAAUAGAGAGCAACGACAAGAGGACGAGUCCAACGACAAUAACAAUAAUGUUGAAGAAGAAAAACGACAACAAACCCAACAACAACAAGAGCAACAGAGCAAUGUAGAGAACAUUGAAACAGAGCCUCAGAUUGAGAAUAAUAAUACUGCUACUACAACAACACAAAACGACCCCAAAACGACAAAUACUGAGAAAAACGACGAUCCAUCAACAGAGCAAGAAUUUAGUGACGUGACCAACCAAGAUGUAGUAGUACAACAACAACAACAACAACAACAACAACAACAACAACAAACUCAGAAGCAUGAUGAUAAUGGUGGGUCGAAUUCUGGAACUGUGGAGUCUUUUCCGGGUGGGGACAGUUCAGGGAUUCCUAAGGAAUCUAAGGAGUCGAAGAAGUCGUGGUCUACUCAGGCGGCUCAGUCGGAGAAUGAGAAGGAGAGGAGGAAGGAUGAAUCGGACGGUCCUGAUGAGAUGUAUGGUUACACGUGGCAACUUUGUAACGUAACUGCAGGAGCUGAUUAUAUACCUUGUUUGGAUAACGAGAAAGCGGUUAAGAAACUGCGUUCGACCAGGCAUUUCGAGCACCGUGAGAGGCAUUGCCCUGAGGAAGGUCCGAUGUGUCUCGUUCCUGUCCCGGAGGGUUACAAGAGACCCAUCGAAUGGCCAACAAGCAGAGACAAGAUAUGGUACCAUAACGUACCACACACGUUGCUGGCAGAAGUGAAAGGGCACCAAAAUUGGGUGAAGGUGACAGGAGAAUUCUUGACCUUUCCUGGUGGUGGCACCCAGUUCAUACAUGGAGCCCUACAUUACAUUGAUUUUCUUCAACAGGCAGUAAAAGAUAUUGCAUGGGGAAAGCGCACUAGGGUGGUAUUGGACGUAGGUUGUGGAGUAGCCAGCUUUGGGGGGUUUCUAUUUGACAGAGAUGUUCUCGCCAUGUCUUUUGCUCCAAAAGAUGAACACGAAGCUCAAGUUCAGUUCGCCCUCGAAAGAGGAAUACCUGCAAUUUCGGCUGUCAUGGGUUCUCAGAGGCUCCCAUUCCCCAGCAGGGUUUUCGAUCUUGUUCACUGCGCUCGUUGCAGAGUCCCCUGGCACGCUGAAGGAGGUACGCUUCUUUUGGAAUUGAACCGUGUUUUGAGACCCGGGGGAUACUUUGUCUGGUCAGCCACACCAGUGUAUCAGAAGCUUGAAGAAGAUGUAGAAAUCUGGAAAGCAAUGUCUUCACUGACGGCCUCUAUGUGUUGGGAGCUUGUGACCAUCAAGAAGGACAAGCUGAAUUCGAUCGGUGCUGCCAUCUACCGCAAGCCCACAUCCAAUGAAUGUUAUGAUAGAAGAAAGCAUAAGCAGCCUUCGAUGUGUAAGGAUGACGAUGAUGCAAAUGCUGCCUGGUACGUACCUUUACAGACAUGCAUGCACAGAGUCCCAGUUGAUGUGGCCGAGAGAGGAACUCAAUGGCCUGAGAACUGGCCACGCCGACUGCAGACACCACCAUAUUGGCUUAAUGACUCCCAAAUGGGGAUCUAUGGGAAGCCAUCGUCUCAAGAUUUUGCUGCUGAUUACGAGCAUUGGAAACGUGUCGUGAAUAAUUCUUAUAUGAGCAGAUUAGGCAUCAGUUGGUCUAAUGUGAGGAAUGUGAUGGACAUGAGGGCUGUUUAUGGAGGGUUUGCAGCAGCUAUGAAGGACGUUAAAAUUUGGGUGAUGAAUGUGGUGAAUGUGGAUUCUCCAGAUACACUUCCAAUAAUCUAUGAACGAGGUCUUUUCGGAAUAUACCAUGAUUGGUGUGAAUCCUUCAGUACAUACCCUAGAACAUAUGAUCUUCUUCACGCAGAUCAUCUUUUCUCAAAGUUAACAAAGAGGUGCAAACUUGGUCCGGUGCUGGCAGAGGUUGAUAGGAUUGUUAGACCGGGAGGCAAAUUGAUUGUCCGGGAUGAGUCCCGUGCAAUAGGAGAAGUUGAGAACUUGUUGAAAUCUCUGCAUUGGGAGGUUCGUUUAACCUUUUCCAAGAAUCAGGAAGGAAUUCUUAGUGCACAGAAAGGGGAUUGGCGACCAAAGACAUAUGCUAUGUCUUCCUGAUUUCCUGGACAAAAGGGUGUUUUCUUCUUAUCAUCUGCUGCAGGGCGACUGAUUCGUCGGCCACCUGACAUUUGGGCUACCCAUUUGCAGCUUGUUAUCUGUUUUUUAAUAGCUAUAGAAUUUGCUGCAAUUAGGCAAGAUAGAUGUACCUGUUGUAUCUGUUCAGUGCUUAAGUUCUUAGAAAACAAACAGUGAGAAAAAAAGAAUGCCUAUACAAAAUCAAAUUGAAGUCAAAGUGCAUGGUCUUGAAAAUAGAGCUAAUGAAAGUUAUUAUACCAUUAUAAUGUAUGUUUCUCUACUGCUUUUGAUAAAGGACAUUGUCCUUGAAGGGAGAUUUUUGUAUGGAUAAGUAAAUGUUAACUUAAAUAUGAACAUUUAAAGAGUUGAGACAUAUUGUUUUUCCCC